Osmia bicornis bicornis is the source of this 813-nucleotide messenger RNA. RefSeq lists its product as uncharacterized. NCBI's taxonomy places the organism in Eukaryota, Metazoa, Arthropoda, Insecta, Hymenoptera, Megachilidae. The transcript is spliced from 3 exons. Gene Ontology annotation, molecular function: protein binding. The record is from RefSeq and is a predicted model, not a curated record. The coding region runs from base 1 to 813 and encodes 270 amino acids.
AUGGACGAGGUUGCAAUUACUCCGGAACCCAUUAGGAAGAGCGCCAGAAUCGGUAACAAGUGUGACCGGAAAUCGGUGGAGACGAUAUCGUUCCCGACGUCCGGAAUCGAGCGUUUACCGGUGGAAAUCAUUUUCGAAAUUCUUUCUUAUCUCUCCAACGAGGACCUUUACGCGGUCAGUCAUGUGUCCAAGCUCUUCAAGAUACUUGCUCAUGAUCCCUUUCUAUGGAGAACUUACGAGGUGACGAACAACGGGCAAGAUACAUCCGAGGUGAUCAAGGAGUUGAAGAGGAUGCCGUUGCUGAAGAAAUUCAGCAUAAGCGCCAGAUCGGACUGCGACGACAUACUGCGUCAUGUAUCGUUGUCGAACAAAAGCCUGGAAGAACUGCACGUUUCUAACUGUACAGGUUCCACCUCGAAAUUGUAUCUAUGCUCGGGCCACCUGAUCCGGGUACUGGAGAGGUGCCGUAAGUUGCACACGAUCAAUAUACUCGGGAGCAGAUUCCGAGGUCGUAAGUUCUAUCGUCUAUUGGGCGACAUGGGUCCACGGCUUAGGACCGUCUACGCUCCAGCCACCAGAUCGCAGUUCUGCACGUUCAUCAAGCACGCCCGGCUGAUCAGCGAGAUCGAUCGCGAGAGGAUCUGUUCGAUGUAUAUCGGGGCGAAGAGUUGGGCGCCUUUGUACUACUUCGUCACUAAACAGGCUAAUCGUGUGUGCACGGCCCUGAUCAGCUACCUACACAAUGACAUUCUGCUGAUCGACGUGAAUAGACCGAUUCAUAAGCUGUCGAUCACUGAGAGAAGAGACCUCUGA